GCUUGUAAAACGGUACAGAGAGACGGGAAGAGGGCUAAGAAGGCUCCAGUGUACAUGUCUAUGGCUCUCCCGUAGCAAAUAUAAAGAAAAUCCGUCUUCAUCCUUUUUUAAACGCUUCGCUUUUAAACAGAAAACACCCGGAGCAUAAACUCGACACUUUAGUCUUCAUGUCGAGCCCGAUAUUGUGACGGUGCGACGCUCGGAAUGUUAGAAAACAAACGGUGAAAAAACUGGGAUAAUUAUUGAAGGGGAAUUAGCUUUAGCGUUAGCUUUAGCUGUAGCUUAGCACAGCUGUGAAGCCCAGAGAGUGACUCGAGCACGGAAGAGAGAGACAGAGAAUAUAGACUUCGCGUAUUAUUAUUAUUAUUGUUGUUAUUAUUAUUGUUAUAAUUAUUAUUUCUAUAUAUACAUUUUAUAUUUUUUAUUCAUAUAAUUAAAUCAUUUAUUUUUUGGGAGAGCUAGCUAUUUUUUUUGCUAGCUUUGUAAUUUAGAUAUUUUUUUACGAUGGAAUUGAGAGUCGGGAACAGAUACAGGCUCGGGAGGAAAAUCGGCUCGGGCUCGUUUGGAGACAUUUAUUUGGGCACGGACAUCUCGGUCGGAGAAGAAGUCGCCAUCAAGCUAGAAUGUGUGAAGACGAAACAUCCCCAGUUGCACAUCGAGAGCAAAAUCUACAAGAUGAUGCAAGGAGGAGUGGGAAUCCCGACGAUUAAAUGGUGCGGAGCCGAAGGAGAUUACAACGUGAUGGUGAUGGAGCUCCUCGGCCCCAGUCUGGAGGAUCUGUUCAACUUCUGCUCCCGCAAAUUCAGCCUCAAGACUGUUCUACUGCUGGCUGACCAGAUGAUCAGCCGUAUUGAGUACAUCCACUCAAAGAACUUCAUCCACAGAGACGUGAAGCCUGAUAACUUCCUCAUGGGCCUCGGGAAGAAAGGCAACCUCGUUUACAUCAUCGACUUCGGCCUGGCCAAGAAGUACAGAGACGCUCGGACACACCAGCACAUACCAUACAGAGAGAACAAGAACCUCACAGGCACAGCCCGCUACGCCUCCAUUAACACACAUCUGGGCAUAGAGCAGAGCAGAAGAGACGACCUGGAGUCGCUUGGCUACGUGCUCAUGUACUUCAACCUUGGGUCUCUGCCCUGGCAAGGACUAAAGGCUGCAACCAAGAGGCAGAAAUACGAGCGCAUCAGUGAGAAGAAGAUGUCCACGCCCAUCGAAGUGCUGUGCAAAGGAUACCCAUCCGAGUUUGCCACGUACCUCAACUUCUGCCGCUCCUUACGCUUCGACGACAAGCCUGACUACUCCUACCUGCGACAGCUCUUCAGGAACCUCUUCCACAGACAGGGAUUCUCCUACGACUACGUCUUCGACUGGAACAUGCUGAAGUUUGGAGCGAACAGAGCAGCAGAAGACGCUGAGAGGGAGAGGAGGGAUCGAGAGGAGCGUUUGAGACACAGCAGGAAUCCGGCAGCCAGAGGAAUGCCCUCGGCCUCCAGCAGACCCAGAGGAACGCAGGACGUAGCACCACCCGCUCCACUCACACCCACCUCACACACAGGAAUGGAGCGUGAGAGGAAGGUCAGUAUGCGGUUACACCGCGGUGCUCCGGUGAACAUCUCCUCCUCUGACCUGACUGGCCGGCAGGACACCUCACGAAUGUCCACGUCACAGAAUAGCAUUCCCUUCGAUCUCCACGGCAAGUAGAGAGGCAGCAGCGGGCUCUGUCCCGCGUCACUCCGAGCGGCCUGCAGUCUGCUGUUCCUCGAUGAGCGUCUGCGCAGCCGCAGUCACCCUGAGCAAAUCAAAGCCACACACAGACUCGACUUUUUCUUUUAUUUUUCCUCAACACACUAACACAAACUGUCGCUGAGGGAGACAGAGACACUCUCACUCUCACUCUCACACACACUCUCUCUCUCUCUCUCUCUCUCUCUCUCUCUCUCACGCAGUCACACUUGAAUCAAACAGCCGAGGCGUGUCGUCUCCACGCGCCUAUUCACCGAUUUACUCAGCCCUCGGGAGUGGGCGGGGCUUCAACGGAAGGGGGGAGGGUUAACGACGUUUCUCUGCCUGUCAGUCAUGUGCUGUGGGCGGAGCCAUCACGAGCAGCGCAAAAAAAAAAGAAAAGAACACAAAUCCACUCGGCUUCAGACGGAGCCGUACUCACUGAUAGCCAUCGAGUUUGUGCUUCUGUUUAUGAUUUUAAAUUUUUUAAUCCUUUAUUAUUUUCUUUUCCUCUCGUUUAUUAACGAAGAUUAAACUCAGUUCUCACCAGCUGCAGGUGUGCUGAAUCAUGGGAGAUAACGUUUUUUUUUUUUGAAAAGUUCUCGCAGGCGGAUGAGGGCGGAGCGUAGAGGACAAGAUAGCAUUAACCAUCUUUUUCCUUCUUUCGUUUUGUAACGACGUGUAAUCGUUUUUUUUUUGUUUUUUUUUUUGUGUGAAAUCCAAGCUGUUGAUUUUAUGUUUUCUUUGAGACUUUAGAUCAGAUCUGUGGUGGGGAAUAAACCAGCGUUUUUUCGACAUUAGACGUUUAUUUGUUGUGAGGCGUGAAUAAAAUGAUCACGUGGCAUUCGCUCCAGAAUUCAUUAACGUUUUGUGUUCACGUCUUUUUCCUCUUUUUUUUCUUUUUUCUUCUUCUUUCUCUCCCUUCUUUUUCUCCUCCUUGCAUUCCCAGAAGCUGUGAAGUUCAUGUUGCUGCAGUCAGCGCUCUCUCUCUCUUUCUCCUUCUCCAUGUGUCUUCAGUCUGUCUCUCUUUCCGUCUCUCUCUCUUACACUCUCACUCUCUCUCUGCCCUCACUUUCAAUCUCUCUCUCUCUCUCUCUCGAUCACAUGGCCGUGUGUUAGGUUUGGGGUCCGUGUCCACGUUGUUGCGUUUGUCGUGUUUAAGGACUAUAGCAUGUUGAUUUGGGUUUUUUCUUUUCGGGACGGUUUAAUGACCUAAGAGUCCAGGGAUUGAAUGCAGCUGAUGAUGAAGAUGAUGAUUAUGAUGAUGACGAUGAACGAUGAUCUUCGAGAGAGACGAAGACAUCCAUGCCCUUUAAGCAAACCUCUUUUCUUUUCUUUUCUAUUGGCCGAACGUUCCCCGGGCUUUUAGGCUGAAAUUGUGGGCGGUGCUCCGAGUCGUACAAGGAAAGCGGCGGCUCUCCGGCGUAGUCGAGUGUGUAGGCGUUUCUCUGUAGGCGGGGCCGGGGAUGGGAUGGGGGGAGGGGGGUUGUAGUAGUGCUGAGGAAACUCAUUCUGUUGUCAUGUAUAUAGGACGUGUAGUUGAUCACGAGGUACCGUUUUUUUCCCCCCAGCUCUGUAGCCUCUUUCUUGUUUGAUUGGGUGUGUGUGUGUGUGUGUGUGUGUGUGUGUGUGUGUGUGUGUGUGGGGCAGACUGUAGUGUUUAGAGGGAUGAUAAGGACUUUCUUGCUUCUUUUUCUCUUCUUUUUCUCUCUCUAAAAGUUAGUCGUUUUCUUCUCGUAUUUCCAAGAGCGGCUCCAGUGCCGAUGCGAGCGAGAGCACACAUUGGGAUUGAGCGAUUCUGGGGUUUCCUCCUUUUUAUUUUUGUUUGUUUAUUUUUUUCCCUCCUUAUGACUGAUUUCAUCAUCACCCAAUCACCACACUGUGCUGUAUCUGAUGGAAUGAUGGGAAUCUUCCUGCUUGGGAAGGUUUUAUUUUAUUUUUAUUUUUUUUGUUUCCUCCUCAUUUGUAUUGCCACUGUAUUUGUGUAUUUUAAAUUGUGUAAAUAAAUUAAUAAGUACUUGUA
This is a messenger RNA of Hemibagrus wyckioides, 3748 nucleotides long. It is a transcript of the gene csnk1da, whose product is annotated as casein kinase 1, delta a. Gene Ontology annotation, biological process: positive regulation of canonical Wnt signaling pathway; regulation of circadian rhythm; signal transduction. The coding region runs from base 505 to 1704 and encodes 399 amino acids. The record is from RefSeq and is a predicted model, not a curated record. Gene Ontology annotation, cellular component: cytoplasm; spindle microtubule; nucleus. The transcript is spliced from 10 exons. Gene Ontology annotation, molecular function: protein serine/threonine kinase activity; ATP binding. Lineage: Eukaryota; Metazoa; Chordata; Actinopteri; Siluriformes; Bagridae.